GAAGUUCCGGAGGGAGGAGCAGGGGCAGGAGGUGGAGGAGGAAGAGGAAGAGGAGAAGCAGGAAGUCGCAGCACGGAAGCAAAGGGAUCUUUCUCCAUUUGUAACUCAUGGUUAAGCACAAUAAUGUUGUGCCUAGUGGGCACUUCAGGAAGCACUGGCAGAAUUAUGUGAAGACGUGGUUUAACCAACCUGCACGCAAGACCAGGAGAAGAAAUGCUAGGCAGAAGAAGGCUGCGAAAAUCUUCCCCAGGCCCACAGCUGGUCCUCUUCGUCCUAUUGUCCAUGGGCAGACAUUGAAGUACAAUAUGAAAGUCAGAGCUGGUAGAGGCUUUACUCUUGAGGAGCUCAAGGCUGCUGGAAUUCCUAAGAAACUUGGACCAACUAUUGGUGUUUCAGUUGAUCAUCGGCGGAAAAACAGGUCCUUGGAGGGUUUUCAGGCUAAUGUUCAGCGACUCAAGACAUACAAGGCCAAGUUGGUUGUUUUCCCAAGACGAGCUCGUAAAUUCAAGGCUGGUGAUUCUGCUCCUGAGGAGUUGGCGACAGCCACACAAGUGCAAGGUGCUUACUUGCCCAUUGUUCGUGAGAAACCAUGGGUGGAGCUUGUGAAGGUAACAGAAGAGAUGAAGUCAUUUAAGGCCUACGACAAGCUGCGAUUGGAGAGGACGAAUGAGCGCCAUAUUGGUGCUAGGUUGAAGAAGGCUGCGGAGGCUGAGAAGGAAGAGAAGAAAUAGUUUGAGUAUCAGCUGAUGCUGAGAGGCAAUUUUUGCCUGGCAGUUUGAUUGUUGGACUUUGUGUUUUGGAUUACCAAUAGGAGCUGUUAUAUUUGUCAGUUUGAGUGUAUGAAAUUGAAGACUUAAAUGGUGAUUUAAUAGGUUUAUGGAUCUGAUCACAAAACUGCAUCCAUAUCGUUGGUCCUAGAUGUCAGCUGAUUACUGUAGCCUGACUGCUUCAAUAGCGGUGAUGUCUAUUUGAAUUAGCUUCGUGCUUUCUGUGACGUUUAGUUCAGGAUGCAAACAAAAAAAAUUCUCCAAGCUGCUGCAGUGGCGCCUCUGUAUGUAUGUUUCAAUAUGUUGCGCUUUUUC
This is a messenger RNA of Coffea eugenioides, 1082 nucleotides long. Its product is annotated as 60S ribosomal protein L13-1-like. The record is from RefSeq and is a predicted model, not a curated record. Gene Ontology annotation, cellular component: ribosome; cytosolic large ribosomal subunit. Gene Ontology annotation, biological process: translation. Gene Ontology annotation, molecular function: RNA binding; structural constituent of ribosome. Bases 108 to 731 code for a protein of 207 amino acids. The transcript has 5 exons. NCBI's taxonomy places the organism in Eukaryota, Viridiplantae, Streptophyta, Magnoliopsida, Gentianales, Rubiaceae.